AUGGAGGAGGAGCGCCCGCCCGCCGCGGGGUCCGGUGGCUUCGUGGUGUGGCUGCACGGGCUGGGCGACUGCGGCCGCGCCAACGAGUUCAUCGCCAACCACUUCUCCGCGGCCGCCUUCAGCGAUGCCCGCUGGGCCUUCCCCACCGCGCCCACCGCCCCCGUCACAUGCAACCGUCGGUGCCCUCGCCAUCACGACGCCUCCGGCUUCGGUGGCAUGCGCAUGCCUUCGUGGUUCGACAUCCACGACACGCCCAUUACUUCAAAAUCUGUCAGGGGUGAGGAGGAUGUGCUGAGAGCUGUCCAGAUCGUGCACACUAUGAUCGACAGGGAAAUCGCGGCCGGGACAGACCCGGGAGACGUGUUCGUGUUUGGGCUCAGCCAAGGAGCAGACCGUGCUAAGCUACACGGAUUCAUCAUGCUGCAAUGCAAAUUCAGGUGCCCUGAGCAUAGCAAGCGUGCUGCUCGCCUGCUCUACCCAAAGGCUCUGGGCGGCUGCGCAGUCUUCAGUGGCUUCCUCCCCUUCGACUCAUCUUCCUCCUCCUCCUUUGCUGCCAGGGUGACAGACGAAGCAAAGAAGACGCCUGUUUUGUGGAUACACGGGGGAGCCGACUCGCUGAUCCCGGUCCAGGAAGGGCGAGAUGGGGUGAAGUUCCUGCGAGGACUCGGCAUGAGCUGCGAGUUCAAGGAAUACGACAGGCUCGGGCACACACUGGCGCCGUACGAGCUGGAGCACUGCGAGCGGUGGGCGUCGGAGAUCGCUCUGGGCGAGGGAAAGCAUGAGCACGGACGACAAGGCCCGGGGGAGAAGAAGGGUGUCCGUCAGGGGACGGGGACGGGGAGCAAGAGCAAGAGCAAGUUGUUCUGCGGGGUUUUCAACCUCUUCUCCAAAUAG
This is a messenger RNA of Miscanthus lutarioriparius, 894 nucleotides long. The record is from the annotation of a GenBank genome assembly. NCBI's taxonomy places the organism in Eukaryota, Viridiplantae, Streptophyta, Magnoliopsida, Poales, Poaceae.